GAGCCCGCAGCCCUAAUCCUAAACCCUAGCAAUACUAAUAGUAGAACUUAUUCGCGAUCUCGUUCUGUUCUGUACCUGCACCCAGCCGCAGCAGCAAGUGAUCGAAGCGAAAAGAGAGUAAUCAGCAGAGAAAUUCAUCGUCGUAGUUAUGGGUAAAGUUCACGGAUCACUUGCACGUGCCGGUAAGGUUAGAGGCCAAACCCCAAAAGUGGCCAAGCAGGAUAAGAAGAAGAAGCCACGUGGCCGCGCUCACAAGAGGAUGCAGUAUAAUCGCCGAUUCGUCACCGCCGUGGUGGGAUUCGGCAAGAAGAGGGGACCUAACUCGUCUGAGAAGUGAGGCUGAGGCUUAAAGAAUAUGUCACUACUCUAUAUUUGAUUUAUCUUUCUUGUCUUUAAUUUGUAUGUUUUGAUUGUGUUCUGUGAACGGGUUUUGUUAGCUUUAAUAUCAAACUAGAAAUUUUGAAUACAAUUCUAAUUCUAUUUCUAAGUUCAUUU
Messenger RNA from Glycine soja, 495 nucleotides. RefSeq names its product 40S ribosomal protein S30. The record is from RefSeq and is a predicted model, not a curated record. The transcript is spliced from 3 exons. Gene Ontology annotation, molecular function: structural constituent of ribosome. The coding region runs from base 149 to 337 and encodes 62 amino acids. Gene Ontology annotation, cellular component: cytosolic small ribosomal subunit; ribosome. Gene Ontology annotation, biological process: translation. NCBI's taxonomy places the organism in Eukaryota, Viridiplantae, Streptophyta, Magnoliopsida, Fabales, Fabaceae.